AUGCGACCGCCUAGCUCUACUUAUACCUCCAACGAAUGCAAGAGACGCAAAAUCAAGUGCAAUGGCGAAACUCCUUGCCAAAGAUGCGGCAACCUCAACCUGGCGUGCUUGUACGCCCCCAACUGCUGCUCCAACAACUUCAAGGACUCGGAUGAGUUCAAGAGCAUGACGACUCAGAUGGCCCGGCUACAGGAGCAGGUUGACAAUCUCUACCAAAGCAUGAAUGCCCUCCGUUCCGAAACGCUGCGUCUUGCGCCCAUCCAAGACAAAGUAUUACCUUUCCCUUCGAGCACCGUCCAGGCGUCACCAGCCAGCUCGCUGUCUUCCGUCCACCGGCCCGAGUUGACCAAACCAAAGCAGGCACCCUUCCGUGGCCCUACCAGCAUGGCCUUCAAUAUGGACGUUGCAAACAACACCAUCCACAACAUGGGCUACAAAGGCAUCGGGGAUUCCGAGGACCAGAAUGCUCCGUUUGCCAUGCCCGAGGACAGCCCUUUUCGCCUUGGACCCCAGGAGAACCCCACUGACCCCUUAUGGAACUUCACCCAGGAUGAGAUGAUUCGUUUGUGUCGUCUUCACGAGGAGGAGGUUGGCAUCAUGUACCCUGUCAUCAAUAUUCCGUCUGUCAUCGAGCAUGUUCGCAACCUUUGGUCUUACAUGGAGUCGGCAAGGAAGCAAGGCGCCAUGCCGUUAAUCAAUGAUGACAAGACUCUUCAGCUCAAGAUUGUCAUGUGUUGUGCUCUCGUGGUGGAGGAGCACGGUCACAGCGAAAAAGCCAUCAAGCUGAUCGAUAGCAUGGACGCCGUUGUCAACCGCAAGCUGAUGGUGGACCCUGUCGACUUCACCAGCCUGCCAGCGCUCUGUCUGCUCGCUGGCUACAAGUUCUUGGCCAACGAAGAGAUCGCAGCAUGGCGCGUCAUGGGUCAAGUUACCAGACUGUGUUUGGAGAUGGGCAUUCAUCGCCAACAAGGUCUCAUGGCUAUCAAGGAUGAGGAAGAGCGCAAGACUGCCCUCAGCAGUUUUUGGUCGGCCUACGUUCUCGACAGAAGGUGGGCUUUCGCAACGGGUCUGCCAUUUGUUGUCCCGGACGAGGAAAUCGAUCCGGACUUGCCGCUGCCUGAGCAAUUCCCAUUUCUGGCUGCCAUGGUCACCUAUUCAAGACUGGGUGCCAAGGUUUGGCGUCAAGUGGCACAUUUUGGCCCUGUUCUUGCCCGAGAACUCCACCAUGAGGAUAUGGAGCGGUUGGACCAGGAAAUUCUGUCCUGGUACGAGACUGUGCCUGAGGAGGUUAGGAUGCGCAACUGGGAUAAGGACAAGAAGUUGAACAUGACCCCGUCUUACAACCUGCAAAGGCUUCGGGUUUGGACCUAUCUUCGUUUCAACCAGAUCCGCACUUGGCUUUACACCCCGAUCUUGCAUAGCGCUACUAGCAUCAUGAGCCACACUGUCCAGGCCCAACGCGUUGUUGACUUGGCGAAAGAUACGAUUCGACUACUCAACCAUCUAAACAACACCACAAAUAUGUACCGCAAAAUCCAGGUCUUUUACCAUCAAUUUCUCACCUCGGCCAUCUCUGUCCUCUUCCUGGCUGCCGUUCACGCCCCGGUCAAGUUUAGUGCCAGUGUCCGCGAGGAGUUUUAUAUGGCUCUAGAACUCGUCAAGGAUCUAUCUGCGAAGAGUUGGGUAUCCCAGCGUCUGUGGCGCACCAUUUCUUCUCUCAAAGAAGUCGCCCCAAGCAUCGGCCUCCGCAAUCAGGCUGACGAAGACCCACACAACUCUGCUGCGCUCGCUAUGGCUGGGCUUGCGACCGGCCGCCUGUCAACAGACCCAGGACCCAUCGCACCAUAUGGCCGCUCAAUGGCAUCGGCGGCACCUGCGAUGCCACAACCGCAGCCAACGUCCAACAUGGAUGGCAUUCCAUCACCAAGCAACGGGACGCGUAUCCAAACCGAGAUGAGCAGGAUCUUUGAAGGCUAUAUGGGACUAAACGGCUACUCUACAGGGGAUGACAGCUUUGGAGGAGUAUCCAGCGCGGAGUUGACCCCAACGACAACUGGCAUGCCGAACCCCUAUGUUGACAAUGUUUUUUACCAUUUCCGGGAGAUGUUCUAA
This is a messenger RNA of Colletotrichum aenigma, 2112 nucleotides long. RefSeq names its product putative transcriptional regulatory protein. Gene Ontology annotation, biological process: positive regulation of transcription from RNA polymerase II promoter by galactose; DNA-templated transcription. Gene Ontology annotation, cellular component: nucleus. The coding region runs from base 1 to 2112 and encodes 703 amino acids. Gene Ontology annotation, molecular function: RNA polymerase II cis-regulatory region sequence-specific DNA binding; zinc ion binding; DNA-binding transcription factor activity, RNA polymerase II-specific. The record is from RefSeq and is a predicted model, not a curated record. Lineage: Eukaryota; Fungi; Ascomycota; Sordariomycetes; Glomerellales; Glomerellaceae. The transcript is spliced from 4 exons.